Messenger RNA from Plectropomus leopardus (leopard coralgrouper), 1943 nucleotides. It is a transcript of the gene ephx4, whose product is annotated as epoxide hydrolase 4. The record is from RefSeq and is a predicted model, not a curated record. NCBI's taxonomy places the organism in Eukaryota, Metazoa, Chordata, Actinopteri, Perciformes, Serranidae. Gene Ontology annotation, molecular function: catalytic activity.
UGUCGGAGAGCUGUAUUUAAACAAAAACGAGCGAUUGACACAGAGAGAUCAAUAGGUAACUUGAUCCGGAUCGAUUUCCUGCGGCAAUGUAAAGAUGGCGAGAGUGCUCCACAACUUGCUGUUAUUUCUGAUCAGACUUGCGCUGAAAAUCAGAGUUUUGGGGUACUGGUCAUUGAUAUACGGUUAUUGUGCUCUUUGCACCAUCGUAGCCCUGCUGAAACUUUGGUGGAGCAUCGUGUUGAGGCCGACAGCCACCUUCCAAUGGGCGAUCCGUGAAACUCCCCCGGCUUGCCUGAAUGACACGUCCUUGGGAACCCACUGUUAUGUCAGGAUCAAGGAGUCCGGACUCAGGUUUCACUAUGUUGCCGCUGGAGAGAGAGGAAAGCCGCUCAUGCUGUUUUUACACGGCUUCCCCGAGUUCUGGUUCUCCUGGCGUUACCAGCUUCGCGAGUUCAAGAGUGAGUUCCGUGUGGUGGCUAUCGACAUGCGGGGCUACGGGGAGUCCGACCUGCCGCUCUCCACUGAAAGUUACCGCUUCGACUACCUAGUCACCGACAUCAAGGACAUUGUGGAGUACUUAGGAUACAACAGAUGUUGCCUUGUCGGCCACGACUGGGGCGGGACUAUAGCGUGGCUGUUCGCCAUCCAUUACCCAGAGAUGGUGACAAAACUCAUCGUCCUCAACAGCCCGCAUCCGUCUGUGUUCACAGAUUACGCUCUGCGUCACCCGAGCCAGCUGCUGAAAUCCAGCCAUUUCUUCUUCUUCCAGCUGCCCCGCUUCCCGGAGCUCAUGCUCUCCAUCAACGAUUUCAAGGCUCUGAAGGCCUUGUUCACCAGCCGCAACACAGGGAUCGGGAGGAAAGGCCGAUGGCUGACUGCAGAGGACUUGGAGGCCUAUCUGUAUGCACUCUCACAGCCGGGAGCGCUGACGGGAGCGCUCAACUACUACAGGAAUGUCUUCAGCUCCCUCCCUCUGAGCCACAACCACGUCAGGUCUCCGGUGCUGCUGCUGUGGGGGGAGCGGGACGCCUUCCUGGAGCAGGAAAUGGCCGAGGCCUGCCGCCUCUACAUCCGGAAUCAUUUCCGCCUCAACAUCAUCUCUGGAGCCAGUCACUGGCUGCAGCAGGACCAGCCCGACAUUGUCAACACCCUCAUAUGGACCUUCCUCAAGGAGGGAGAGGGACGCAAAAGCUACAGGAACUAAAGCCCACAGCGGGGCCCCCUCCGGCCCCCCCCCCCCCCCGUCCCCUCUCGCUUGCCACACCUGGAAGCCUGGAAUAUGCCUGUGAUACCAAGCAACAUAGUGAUAAUGCAAUCAUUCUUUAAACCUUUCACAUUUCAGUUACUUGUUAAAGCGGUAAAGAAAAAGAGUCAAAGCACACUUCACUGGAGAGGACACUGAGCAGUACACAUAUUCAAGAUGUUUUUUGCACAUGACAUCCGCCUUAAAGUUUGUCAGUUACAGCGUUACAAAAUGUGUGGCAAAAACAAAAAAAUCUCCCGGUGACUUGUAUUGUGUGGUGCCUUUUUAACUCUGGAGUUGUCGCGGUGUGCAGCUGUCCUGAGAGACCGGGAUGUGGCGUCGUCUGCUUGUAUGUUUCACCGGGGGUCGCUCCACUCUUCUUUGGGCACGGUCCUUUUGGGAACUCUCCCGCUCCCUUUAUCAGGUAGUGUUGUCUGAAGGAGGUUUUCUUUUUUUGUGUAUUUUUUCCUCAGAGAUACUUGCUCAAACAUUAGAGAAUGUGGUUAUUUGGAUCUUCCUGUAUAGUGAUGGUUGACUAUUGUACGAUUUUGUAUCUAUUCCUACACACUGCAUUUUGAGAUUCACUGAGCCAAGUCUACACCGUUUGAUUUUAUAAAUAAACUGAGUGUCAAUCUGUUGGACUACACUGCUUUUUCUAAGAGUGAUAAUAACACCAGUAAUAAUAAUACCGGCGGUGUGU